Scatophagus argus is the source of this 1186-nucleotide messenger RNA. RefSeq names its product ATP synthase-coupling factor 6, mitochondrial-like. Gene Ontology annotation, biological process: proton motive force-driven ATP synthesis. The record is from RefSeq and is a predicted model, not a curated record. NCBI's taxonomy places the organism in Eukaryota, Metazoa, Chordata, Actinopteri, Scatophagidae. Bases 94 to 951 code for a protein of 285 amino acids. Gene Ontology annotation, molecular function: proton transmembrane transporter activity. The transcript has 7 exons.
GCUUCGGGACAUUUAGCUCUUCCCCUGAGCGAGCUGACAUUCCUGCUGAAGCCAAACUUUAUUUCUGACAGAUUCCUGUUUAUUGACACCAUCAUGGCUGCUGCUUUGUUCAGAGGACGAUUAUGUUUAAGAUGUAUUCACAGUGAGUUGUGCCGAGUGGUUUGGAGACCACAGGCGGCUCAGUUCAGCUCCAAACCUUCAGACAGAAAACAACCUCGCCGAACACACAUCAAGAAAGCCAAGCCUCAGCCAGCGGUGGAUAUUGCGACACUCCUGGAGCAUCUCUUCUCCCAGCGCAGGCCGGGCACAGCGCCCCCUCCUGGCAAAGUUCGACCUACCAAAGUUUCUUCCGUGUCUACCAAGCCUCCCACCACCUCCUCAGUGGGGGUCCCCACCUCAAAUGUUCCUCCUUUGUUAAAGACAGAACCAGCUGCUUCUAAUCUUAAACAAGUGCAUAGUGUUCACAAGAAAAAAACACCUACUUUUAACACCAAUAUAGAAACUGCCACAGAACCAGUGGAACUCAAAACUGCCUCAGUGCUGCCCUUAUCAGAGAAGAACAUAGAGACCUCAUCUUUUUCAGCUGCCUCAGCAGCAGAGCCCUUAAUAGAAACUACAACAGAAUCACCAGUAGAGCCUAGUCUGUUCCCUGUGGAAGCACUAAAAGCUAGUGCUGCUGUUGCUGAAGGUCCAGCAGGUCCAGUUUGUCAGGAGGCGGCAAGAGCAAACACUUUGGAAGAUUUAGAUCCAGUGCAAAGACUCUUCCUGGAGAAGAUCAGAGAAUACAACAACCUUCGCAGGUUGAAUCAAGGACUGAUGGAGGCGGAGCCAGAUUAUGUCAAAACCAUGUCAGAGGAGACCACUAAGCUCCAGAGAUUGUAUGGAGGAGGAGACCUGAGCAGCUUCCCUGAGUUCACCUUCACUGAGCCUGAAAUGGACCAGGACUCCUAAUGAUCCGUGACGCCUACCUCCCACUCUCCAUGUCCUUCCUUAACCUCCUCGGACCGGUCCUCUUUCACGUCCUUCUCCCGCUCAGAGAGGAAGCAGCAUAGACAGUUUGGAAGUUUGUCUGGGUGAUCUGCCAUAGAAAUAAGAGAAAAUGUCUUCCUGGCUGUUUGUACUAUGCAAUAAUGAUAGGAACAAAUUUAUUUAUUAAAGCAGCACUUUCAAGUCUUGUGUUUGAUGU